Molecule: messenger RNA, 628 nt
Organism: Racocetra persica
Lineage: Eukaryota; Fungi; Glomeromycota; Glomeromycetes; Diversisporales; Gigasporaceae
Source: the annotation of a GenBank genome assembly
UUUUGCUGUUACACUCUUUUCUCAGUCUCCUUCAAUAUUUUCAGGACUUGAUUCUUUGAGUCACAAUGAAUGUAACAAAGAUAAUUAUAUGACGGAAAAAGACAUACAAUUUCUUUUGAUCACAGCAUAUCGACUUUUAAGAUUUUCUACGACCACAUUUUCUCGUUUAUGGGAUUGGUCCACGCUUAUUCAAUUGUUGACACAUUCGAAUAAGGCUAUUCGUUAUCUAACCUUGUGUUGUUUGGAAAUUGUUUUUGGUUUGAGUGAUGAUCAAAAGGAAAAGGCGCAUAGUAAAUGGAUUGGUCCAAAAAAUGAGCCGAUUUUGAUAGAUUGGGAAAAUGGCGAAUCAUUAGAUGUUCGAAUGUUAAUUAUUUUGGACCAAGUGAUACACUAUAAGCAACAGUUUAGUUUGCUCCAAAAUGAUUAUAGCAGUUCGUCAUUAACAGAGUCGCGUAUAUUACAAGAUGAUGAUUUAUCACCGUUAACUGUCAACAUUUCUAAAGUUUUGCUACAGAAAUUAAAUUCAUCCGUGAAUACUACAUUAAAAGUAAAGAAACGUCUUGUAAUGACUGAUUCUACGCAAAGAAAUUUAAAUGAAAUAUGUUUGGCGCUUUCUACGGGUUCACCA